Acytostelium subglobosum LB1 is the source of this 2439-nucleotide messenger RNA. RefSeq lists its product as hypothetical. The record is from RefSeq and is a predicted model, not a curated record. The transcript has a single exon. The coding region runs from base 1 to 2439 and encodes 812 amino acids. Lineage: Eukaryota; Evosea; Eumycetozoa; Acytosteliales; Acytosteliaceae.
AUGGAGGCUAGUAUGUUCAACUUGGCGAAUGACUUGCUGAGUCUGCCAUCGAGCUCAAUCCUUACAUUGGACAUUGUGAUCUCAAAGCUGGUCGACCUGAUCGAUCGCUCGACUGACAACGAACUCUACAAACGAUACUUGUCCUCAUUGCUCGGUCGCGACUAUCCCAAGGCCAUCUCGAUGCACACGUCCCUCUCCAGUGUCAUGGUGAACGCCCACCUUGCCCUGGGCCAGGAGAAGAAGGCGAUGGACCUGCUACGACUGCACGAGAACAACUUGCAGGCGGAGGUGAGCCAGGAGUUCAUCUGGCCAUUCAGCUACUUUAUCGUGUACUACAUCAAGCAUGGCCGCCACGUGGAAGCGAGCACCUUCUUCCUGGAGCGCAUCGUUAAGUACCGUUCGUUCCUCUCAUCGAGCAAGUUCCCCUUCUUCCUCAAGUCGGUGCGUGAGGCCGGCCUCAACGAGCAGUACGUGCUGGAGAAGCUGCGCGAGCAGGGCCUGCUGGCCAACCCGGAGCGCACACUCGUGGGCAACCUCAUCGAGUACUACUUGUCCAUCAACAAUCUGGUUCAGGCGCGACUCAUUUACAACCUGUACCUCGAUCAGAACAAUGUUCCCUUCUUCAGGGCCUACGAGCAGUUCAUGGAAUAUGCCAUCAAGCGCGGCGACUAUGAGUAUGCCAUGUCGUGGCUGCCCGAGAUGCAGGCGGCCGGCUUCUUUGCGCCCAUCACCUUGAUUCAGCCCCUGCUCGACCUGCUCAUCAAGCUGAACAAGACGCAGUACAUCCCGCUGCUGGUGGACUAUUACCGCAAGUUUGACAGCACGCAGCUGCCCAUGGUUGCCAAGACCAUCGUGUUGAAUGAGUUCUCGCAAAACGAGCAGCGUCGCAAGUUUGCCCAGCAAAUCAUCACCGUCAUGAAGCAGCGAAACAUUGAUGUUGGCACCACAAUCAAUUUUAUCAUCCGAUUCUACUUGCACAUGGACAAGUAUGAGCACGCAUUGCUCUGGUACGGACGACUCAUCGAAGAGUACAAUCUGCAGCCCAACAUACACACGCUGUUCAGCUUCAUCACGUAUCACAAGGUGCACAAUCAGGUCGAGCUCAUGGAUCAUUGGAGCAAGCUCAAGCAGGUGCUCAAUAUGGACACGAGGCGCGAGCAUGAUAUCAGACUGUCGCGACUGGCCAUCGACAAUGACGUGGAAACAUUCGAGAAUCGCAGCGAGUAUAAGCGAGGCUCGCGCCCGCCCAACGACGAGGAGUUGGCCCUGCAGAAGGCCCUUCAGGGAACAGACAACGACGCUGUGAGGGAUGCACUGGCCAAGGUGUUCAAGAAACCUGAGACCAUGGACAAGAGGAUACCAUGUGGAACGUUGAUGAUGGAGGCUGCCAUCAGGUUGCGCGCCAAUGACAGCGCCAGCUUCUUGACGUUCCUCGAGCAACACUUCUGCUCAAGAGAGCAUCGCGCCAUUCUCUAUCAUCCAAACGACUACCAACAGCCAAUGAUGUAUGAUCUGGAGGCGACCUUGCGUAGAAUGAACACGACCGCUCCAUUCCAUCGCAACAACAUAUUUUUCUUGAACCAACUACUCUCUGGUCUAUGGUUCGCCGACAAGCCCGAGGCCAACAAGUUGGCCAAUCGACUGUUGGACCACAUGAUGACCAACAAUAUCAAGCUACUCCUAUCGCCCAACGGGAUAAUGUACUCCAAGUACGUCCUACUGGAUAAGGAGCAGCGCGAUGCUUUGAUCACCGAGGAGUUGGCUCUCAAGAUGUUCAACUUUAUCAAGUCAUUGAGCACAUCGCCCAAGUUGAACGCAAUCCAAUCCCUUUCAACUACAUUCGCUGCCGAGUACUUGUCAUCACAUGGUCAGAUGGAUGAGGCCAAGGAGAUGUGGUCUCGAUGCACCGAUCUUCAAGUCGAGGCCAUCUGCACGGGUAUUGGUAUUGUAGCUCACAAACACUCAUUGACCAAUGUUGGCCAGCUUGCCGAAUGGGAGAGACUACUCCCCGGGCUGACAGCAGAUCCCCAAAAGUUCUACUAUGCACUGAUACUACACUUUAACAAACUUGGCGACACGGACAACCUGACCAACGCAAUCAACGCGACCUCUGGCAUCUUCAACCCCAAGUACUUCACCAUGGUUGUGGCCAUGUUGGAGAAGCGACCAAAUCAUCUGGUGCAACUGAUUGACAGGAUGCAGAAUAGUUACAGAGGUUAUCAAUUGCCAAAGGAUACAUUUGAUGCAAUCAAUAGGGCAGUCAAGGCUGCCACCAUCACCGUGGAUGUGCAGAAGUUCCUAAAGAUGAUGGGUGAGGAUCGAUACCCGCCCAAGAAGGAAACAUUCUCCGACUUUACCAAGCAGUAUGUUGAGGACCUACUGGCCAAGAAUUCCAACAGUACCAUGGCUGUUGCAGCCGAUGUUGUUGAAGGCAAAUAA